AUGGAGAAAGACAAUCUAUAUUCUAUGUUGGGAGUGAUGGACCAAAGCGUCUUCACAUCUUUGCCACGGGGUCACCAAUUUCAAGACCUGUCCCGGGCUAAUCCUCAGUUGCAAAUGACAGCUGCAAGUCUCUUUCACUGCGGCGCUGAUUUUGAACCCACACCCAUCAAUGAAAACUCGGCAGCCUUUGGUAAUCGUUCUGGCGCCCGUCCUAACGAAAACCAAUUGCUUCGGCAGGUACUGAAUCAAGCAAACACUGUGAUUGAUGCAGAGAAUGAUUUUACCCUUUAUGGAAACUCCUUGGGUCUUUCCCCUUCUCUCAUGAGUAGCAAUCAUCCACAAACACAGAGUGCUCCAGUGGUACCCACAGCCGCAACGUCCUCCUCUGAAACUUGUCAUGCAAGCACAGACCUUCAUCCAGAUACUGCUGCUUCUCCGACCGAAUCCACUGCUGCAGCUUCUGAAGAAGCCUCACCCUCCACAAUUUCACAAGCCGUGACAUCUGGAAGGUGGUAUGAUCGAUAUCAAGAUCUGAUCCAAUUCAAGAAAGAACACGGUCAUUGCUGUGUCCCAAGCCAUUGGCCCAAGAACCCCCCUUUAGCGCAAUGGGUCAAGCGCCAACGCCAUCAAUACAAGAGGUCAAACGAAGGACUUCAUUCCACGAUCACCCCGGCUCGCAUUGAGGCCCUGAACAAGAUGACCUUUGUCUGGGAUCCCCACUCUGCCUUUUGGGAAGAACGUCUCAAUGAACUCUAUGAAUUCCGAGAUAAGUACGGCCAUUGCAAUGUCCCAACCAAGUUCCCGGACAAUCCUCAAUUGGCGAUUUGGGCCAAGUGUCAGAGACGUCAGUUCAAGCUGUUUGUCUCAGAUGGCCCCAAGCGAUCCAACAUGACUGUGGAUCGAAUCGCUAAACUCUCCCGUGUGGGAUUCGUCUUUAACCCGAGGCAAAUCAAUAAGAGGAGAGCCUAA
Molecule: messenger RNA, 969 nt
Organism: Cylindrotheca closterium
Lineage: Eukaryota; Bacillariophyta; Bacillariophyceae; Bacillariales; Bacillariaceae
Source: the annotation of a GenBank genome assembly